GUCACUGAAGGUCAUGACGCUGUUGCGUUUUUGAAUUUUCACCUCAGGGAAAUGAAUAAAUAUUGAUGCUUGAUAGCUUUGUAGUGCCUAAUAAGUCAGACAAUGCCUUGAAAAAUGGUACAAGCAACGAAGAUUCUAUAUUUUGCGACUACUUCUCGAAUAGUCAAGGAAGUUUUUCCAAUUGCAGGUUGAGGGAUUUUAACAAUGUUUCGGAAACUUUGAAAUUUAUAGAGCAUUUAGAUUUAUCUCGAAACUUUAUCACAAAUAUUCCGAGCGGAAUUGAACAAUACAGAUUGCUUACUACCCUGGAUUUAAGCUUCAACAAAAUUUUUUCUGUCCCGGAUUCACUAUGCAAACUGCCGAGCCUUCGGAUUUUGGUAAUGUCCAACAACUAUUUGUCGUCUCUUCCUGCAAGUGUUUGUGAUCUUCAUAACUUGCAAGAGCUAGAUUUGUCAUUCAAUAGGUUUAAAUGCUUUCCUUCUUCGAUUUGUUCACUUCACAGUCUAAAAGUUUUACUAUUAGGAUGCAACCUGAUUGAAACACUUCCAGAAGGCAUAGUUGGCCUUCGUUGUUUGAAGAUUUUAGACUUGCAUUCAAACGGAGUAAAACAACUGCCUUCGAGCAUUAGAUUUAUGUGGUGUUUAGAGAGGUUGUCUCUAGAGGAAAAUCCCCUAUCUCCUCCCCUUUUAACUUUCGUUGCUCGCGGGAUCCCAUACAUAUUUGCAUAUUUAAAUCAACAAGCUUUAUGCAAUUCUAGUAAUACAAGUUGCGAAAAAUUUCAUGAUUCGUUAACUAAAUCGUCUUCUGCUCAUGCAAUAAGUACUUCAAAUCAACAAAAUACUAUGAAACUUUCUGAAAUUCAGUACGUGAAUUCAGACUCUUCUGGUCCAUGUUUUGAGAAAACCGAGGUAAAUACGGAUUCUGACCAAAGAUACAUAUCGAAGUCUGAAAUCACCAAUGCUUCGCUGACAAUUCAAAACUUUACCUAUUCAACAACAAAUAACAAGAAUGAACGAUUUGACGAACCAAAUGCUCAACUACACUCAAAUGACUUUAAUUGUACUGAGAAUUUUAGUCAUAAUGAAUCAACACAUUCUUGUGUAAAUGAAACAUUGAAAUCUGGAUCGUCAUUUAGUUCUUUAUCAACUGAUGAUAAUGAAUCACUAACAAUGAAUAUGUAUUCUUCUGCUUAUGAGAAUGUUAUUCUUGAUAAGAAUGAAAAUGAAGUUUUCUAUUUAAAAUCAAAUAUUUCUCAACAAUUGAUACAAACUAUCAAUAACUCCCAAGUUAAACAGCCUAUCUCUCCCAGCAAUGACAAUACAAAGAAGGUAAUAGUACCAAAGAUUCUGAAUGGGAAUGAUUCAGCAGUAGAAUCUUCAGCAGUACAAACAAUUAGCAGUGAUAUCAUUACAAAUGAAACACCAUGUAAUGUUUAUGAACCAACUAAUAAUGGUCAGAUACAAGAUUGUCCAACAAAUUAUUCUUCUUUUAAAUACGAUAAACCUGAUAAAGGUGGUCCCAUUUCUAGUUAUACUCGGUUAAGUUACUCUAAACGUCAACAGAUAGAACAUGAUAGGAAUGUUCAUAGUAGUUCUGGUAAUAUAACACCAGAUUCAUAUUUAUCAGAAAAUUGUAGUAUAUCUCAAAUAAAUGAAUAUGAUUGUCAAAGUUUUAAUCAAUACCAUACUGAUGAACAGUUAGUUAAUCGAAGAAAUCAUACACAAAUAUUAUAUCAUCCUCAGAAAAAUAAGUUAUAUGAUGAAGAUAUAUCUAAUAAAAUAACACGUGUUGGUGUUGCUUUGUGCAUGCCUUCAGAAUGUACUUUAAAAUUACCUAAAAACAUUCAAACUUCACAUAAUUGUCAACCACAAACAAAUAAACAUCGUGAAGAUUCAAGUAUAGCAUUUUCUACUGAUUAUUUAAGUAAAGAUGAUAGUAGAAAACCUGAAACUCGGAAUAUAGAUACAUCGAAGAAUAUGAAAAUGAAUUCACAUAAGGAUACCGUUAAAUGGGAGGAAUUAAAUUCUGAUGAUUUAAGAAGAAUUAAUCGAUUAAGAAGAAUAAUCGAUAAUGAAUUAAACAUUCGUCUACCAAUAAAUCCAAAACACUUAGUUAUUGAAUUAAGUACUGGUGUUAUUUUAAUUCAGUUACUAAAUAAAUUUAUCGGGACAACAUCAAAUAUCAAAGACUGUAAUUGAUCAGUCUCUUAUUGGAAUAUGUACAUCCUGUGCAGAUCGCAUUAGAAGCAAAGAUGUAUGGUGACUAACAUUGGAGUCCAGGACGCGCGUUUCGUCCUAAUUUGGAUUCGUCAGCUAGAUAUACCUGCAUCCCAGAGUUAAUGUUUACUCUAGGACACAAACCCAGUACCGUUCACUUCAAACGCCAUUACUUUAUCCAUUCAGUUACUGUAAUGUUAAUUCACCUGAACUGGUGACUACAUUACUACAUAGUCGAUAGAAUUCAAUCAACACUAAGUACUAGAUGUAACAUCAAUUACAUUUAAGCGGUGAAUUAUUGUAAAAUCAACCUGUCAUUCUAGUUGAAUAAAUUUCUAGCAAAACCUUAUAUUCAAUUACAUUAUUUUAUGUGCUUCUACUACAGAAUUUCAAUUGAAUAUCACUAAACAAAGGAUUUAGAAAUUAUAUUUAACUCUUUUUAGUAAACUUUCCAUAUCGUUCUGUUUUACUUGCUGAGCUUAAAUAAAUAGGAUCCAAACGUUCGCUUUUUCGAAUUUCAACUGUUAUGACCUUACCUAUACGAUCAUUGCGAAAUGCGAUUGCCAAUUUAGAUACGCCGACCUAUACGAUCAACUAAUGACGCAUACAUCUGUAUGAACAGCCUAUAGUUCCGAUUAGUCCUUUUCCCGACUAACCAUACCUAUUGAGUCCAGAAUGCCAAUCUCAGCCUCCACGAUACGAAUCAUAUAUUUCAGACAUACUGGGUUUAUAUACAAACAAAUCAGACCAUAUCACAGAAUAAAAUAGAAAAUAUCAUUUGUACAAGAUCUAGCCAAAAGUGGCUGUGAUUGUGAGCU
Molecule: messenger RNA, 3034 nt
Organism: Schistosoma spindalis
Lineage: Eukaryota; Metazoa; Platyhelminthes; Trematoda; Strigeidida; Schistosomatidae
Source: the annotation of a GenBank genome assembly